Molecule: messenger RNA, 4036 nt
Organism: Osmerus eperlanus (European smelt)
Lineage: Eukaryota; Metazoa; Chordata; Actinopteri; Osmeriformes; Osmeridae
Gene: ntrk2b
Product: neurotrophic tyrosine kinase, receptor, type 2b
Exons: 17
Coding region: 437-2860 (807 amino acids)
Biological process (GO): cellular response to brain-derived neurotrophic factor stimulus; cell surface receptor protein tyrosine kinase signaling pathway; multicellular organism development
Cellular component (GO): signaling receptor complex; axon; plasma membrane
Molecular function (GO): brain-derived neurotrophic factor receptor activity; brain-derived neurotrophic factor binding; ATP binding
Source: RefSeq, a predicted model, not a curated record
CUCGCACACGCACUCUGUCGCUACAUCACCACGCAUUCUGACUCCUCUGUGCGUUCUUUAUUAUUUUUCUCUCUUAUACUGCAUAUGAAGAAUCUCCAGUAGCCUACUGUCGUUUCCCCCACAAAUAAUUGGGAACCUAUACGUUAUUACGGAGAGACAGCCGCGUUCUGCCCCUGAAGGAGACUUGGUGAGACAGUGCUAGGACGGAGCACUUGACACCUUGUUUCACGGCAUCGAUAUGCAGUAGUGUGAUACCAAUUCUGCGGAGACCGAGACAGGGGAAGGCCAUUCCAUGGCAUCUUGAUAUUAAACCGUGGGCUUUGCGCAUUCGUGAUCAACGGUAGCUUAGUAUUGUUCACGUUCAGAAAUUAGUCUACCAAUAGUUCAAAUUGAUCCAGUUUUGUUAGCUAUACCGUGGGAUAUCAUUGGACCUGCGAUGGACUCCAACGUACGGCUAUAUGGGAUGGCUCGUUUGGGAAUCGUUUUGGUUUUGAUGGGGCUGUGGAGUUGUACCUAUGCCUGCCCUGCCUCCUGCACAUGCAGCACGACAAGGAUUGUUUGUGUUAAUCCUGAUCCUGGGAUCGAGGACUUCCCCGUCCUCACGUUAGAUGACAUGGAAAACAUCACCGACAUAUACAUUGCCAAUCAGAGCAGACUGUUUGAGAUCAACGACAACAGUUUGAAGAAUUACGUAAAUCUCAGAAAUCUGACAGUGACAAACACUAGACUGACUACUAUAUCAUCGUUGGCCUUUUUCAACAACACAAGACUUCAAUAUGUCAAUCUGAGAGACAACAACUUUUCCACGUUGUCUUGGAGAACAUUCCAGAACCUAAACGUCUCAUAUGUGCUCCUCCUGUCCGGAAACCCUCUGGACUGUGUGUGCGAGAACAUGUGGAUCAAAUUAAGGCUCCAAGACGACAUGGAGAUUCAGGAGCUGAAAUGCCUGGAUGACAGAGGAGAGAAGAAGGCCUUCACCAAGCUCACCCCCCCUGAUUGUGAGCCUCCUAAAGCCGAGGUGACUCCCACCAUCGUGACCCAGGAGGAGGGGACUGAUGUGACAGUGGUGUGCAGCGUGUCAGGCUCCCCCGCCCCUGAGAUCGUGUGGAACUUCGACAUGUUCUCCACCAGCUACGAGAUUGAUGCUCUGGAGUUGAAGAGCAGCCUCCUCCUGUCUGGUCUGUCUCCAGACGACAACGGCAGGGAAAUCAUCUGCAGCGCUGAGAACAUGGUGGGCCAGACCGAGGACAUGCUGCAGCUCAACAUCCUCUUCGCCCCCACCAUCCAGCAGCUGAUGAAGCCUGAGAGGGACCACCACUGGUGCAUCCCCUUCAGCGUGACGGGGAACCCCACGCCCCAGCUGCAGUGGUACCACGAGGACGAGGCCCUGGAGGAGCAGGACUACAUCCACACGGAGAUCCACGAGUCCACGGAGAGCGAGUACCACGGCUGCCUGCAGCUGGCCAACCCCACGCACAUCCACAACGGCUGGUACACUUUGGUGGCCAAGAACAAGUUUGGGGAGGACAGCAAGCGGGUCCACGCGCACUUUAUCGGAGCGCCGGACAUCGGACAUUCAGGUGUGACGCGCGCGCACACAAGAGCCAAUCUACUAUUUCUGACUGGCUUGUCUUCUCUUUUCCCAGAAACCCCUCUGCCCCCUGGGGACGACAGUGUUGCUGUGUACGUUGUGGUGGGGAUCGCUGGUGUGGCCCUGACUGGAUGUGUUCUGAUGGUGAUCAUUCUGAAAUACGGACGAAACUCCAAGUUCGGCAUGAAGGGGUCGUCCUCAGUUAUCAGCAACGACGACGACUCCGCCAGCCCGCUCCAUCACGUCUCCAAUGGCAACAACACCCCGUCUUCCUCAGAGAUGGGCCCGGACGCCGUGAUCAUCGGAAUGACGAAGAUUCCAGUGAUCGAGAACCCCCAAUACUUCCGUAACUCCGGCAGCAUGCUGAAAUCGGACACGUUUGUUCAGCACAUCAAGAGACACAAUAUUGUGCUGAAGAGAGAGCUGGGGGAGGGGGCGUUUGGGAAAGUCUUCCUGGCAGAGUGUUACAACCUUAUUCCGGGCCAGGAGAAGAUCCUAGUGGCUGUCAAGACGCUCAAGGAGGCCAGCGAGAGCGGGAGAGCCGACUUCCACCGCGAGGCGGAGCUCCUCACCAACCUGCAGCACGAGCACAUCGUCACCUUCUACGGCGUGUGCGUGGAGAGCGACCCGCUCAUCAUGGUGUUCGAGUACAUGAAGCACGGGGACCUCAACAAGUUCCUCAGGUCCCACGGUCCGGACGCAGUUCUGAUGGCUGAUGGCCAGCACAGCCUCAUGGUGGAGCUGACCCAGUCCCAGAUGCUGCACAUCGCCCAGCAGAUCGCGGCGGGCAUGGUGUACCUGGCCUCCCAGCACUUCGUCCACAGAGACCUGGCCACACGCAACUGCCUGGUGGGGGAGAACCUGCUGGUGAAGAUCGGAGACUUCGGCAUGUCCCGGGACGUCUACAGCACGGACUACUACAGGGUGGGAGGCCACACGAUGCUGCCGAUUCGCUGGAUGCCCCCGGAGAGCAUCAUGUACCGCCGCUUCACCACGGAGAGUGACGUGUGGAGCCUGGGGGUGGUCCUCUGGGAGAUCUUCACCUACGGCAAGCAGCCCUGGUACCAGCUCUCCAACAACGAGGUGAUCGAGUGCAUCACGCAGGGGCGUGUCCUGCAGCGUCCGCGCACCUGUCCCAAGGAAGUGUACGACCUGAUGCUGGGCUGCUGGCAGAGGGAGCCCUACAUGAGGCUCAGCAUCAAGGAGAUCCACAGCCUGCUGCAGAACCUGGCCAAGGCUUCCCCCGUCUACCUGGACAUCCUGGGCUGAGAGAGUGGGAACGUGUGUGCACGUUUGCGUGCGUGUCUGUGUGUGUGUGUGUUUGCCUGUAAAGAGAGGGGAGGAGGUUCAUAUAGACAGAAGGAGCAUUUGCGUUUGUGUGUAUGUUUUGAUCGUGCUUCUGCCUCUUCAUCACAUGAACAAAAGCCUUAAAUUUAAUUGAGAUUUUUUUAUUUACUUACCUUCUCCAUUCUAAAGAUUCUCACUGGUCCUGUUUUCCUUACCCAGGUCAAAUGAAUGCAGAGAACUGGCUGAUUCUAUUGAUGGAUAAAACAAAUAAGUGAUUUCCUAAAAUGCUGUCACUAAAAAUGAUCUCAAUGAAACCAAAUAGCCAGUAAUCUGGAUUAAAUGCCAGUUAGUUGUACAGUGGUCUUAAUCUGGGUUUGUGAAACAGGUCACUAAUGUAGAUUGCAUUCUUGUUCUGUAUUUUCCGGGGAUGAACAAAGGGAACAUAACUGUGUGUCAAAUCUUCAAGGACAAUGUAUGAACAUUUAACAGUCUCUGUUAUGGAAACUGCUUUUGCUUCUAACGCAAAGAGAGACAUUUGUGGAGCAACGUGAAGUGGAGGAGCAGGGAAAAAGAAAAACUAUAUAUAUAUAUAUAUUGCAACCAGUGAAGGCUUUUUUGCUUUUAAGUGUCAUGGACACUUUUUUUUUCUGUGAGAGAUUUCAUAUUGAUGUCAGGGGAUCUAGUUUUUUUGCGCUAGACAAAGUCAUAACUUUCCAUUGUAGUUUGUGACUGACUGACCCUUCCUAUGGCAAUGACGCAUUUGAGGUGUGGAGGUGAGAAAUGCCAGUCAUCUCAGAACAGGGAGGAACCCAUUCAGUCUCAAUUCAACCAAUCACGGACGUUUCUUGAAACACUUAAAAAAAACAUUUGUUAUGGGACUAUGGGAUUCAAAACAAAAAGCCAAUUUGUCCUUUAUCAUUUUGGAAUUUCAAUUAACAUUCGGAAUUGACUGAAUUGAACAGUGAAUGAACAUUUGAGAGAAAAGAAGCCAUCCAUAAUCACUGCACUGUAAAUCCCCUGAACGUUGAUACAAAUGUGAAUAUAUAUCAAAACAAUGUUCAAUGUAAAAAGAUUUACCUUUAAAAAAAAAAGAACAUGGGCAUCUCUAAAAAUGCCAAACAGUAUUUGAUUCAUUUUUCUAAAUUAUUUUUAUCUUUA